Messenger RNA from Ectocarpus siliculosus, 1962 nucleotides. Lineage: Eukaryota; Phaeophyceae; Ectocarpales; Ectocarpaceae. The record is from the annotation of a GenBank genome assembly.
AUGGUGACCAAAAGGAAGGGUCGCUAUGUUGCGACCGGCGUGACAGCCAAAGGGAAGACCAGGACGGAGAAGGCGAACUUGGCCAACAUGCUGCGCGCGAAGGAGGCAGCUCUCGCUGUCCGCGAAGCAACCGUCGCUGCUCGCGAGGCCGCGGUGGCGGAGGCAGAGAAGGCGGCCAAGGAGAAGCAGCAGCAGCAAGGACCCGAAGCGGACACCGGUGCGCCCCAGCAAGAGGCGCGCGAGCAACAAGCUGCCCAGCAGCGUGACGACUUGGCCCCCAGGACAGGCUCCCUUCUGGACACUUCGCAGUCUCGCAGUAUACUCCUCACGUAUUUCGAGCUGGUGCAGUCAGGCGUCGAGCCGAACAAGGCUGUUCAACGGACCGCCUCAACUCUUCGCGUGGGCAAGGACAAGGUGUUCAAGGUUCGCGCUCAUUGGUGGGAGAAGACCGAGUUGUUGACAUCAUCAGCGGAAGGGAGAGGUGUGUCGAGCGGGAAGGACGGGCGGAAGCUUCUUGACGACGUGCAGUGCGCCAACCUUCGUGCUUUCAUCAGCGACAAACACGAGAACGGGCAGCAAGUGUUCCGACGCACGGUGCGCGAGUGGAUCAAGGAGACAUGCAACAAGGACCUUUCUAACCGAGCGGUAGGCGGGCUUUUGUACAGGAUUGGGUACAGACGCCGUCGAGGAAGGAUCAAAAUCCCGCCCCUCAACGACGAUAGAAAGGCGCGCAUUCGUCGCUUCCUUGUCGAGAUGUCUGCUGCUCUCACUCAAGAAGAGAAAGAGGAGGCGGUCAUUGUGUACAUGGAUGAGAGCUUUUGUCAUCAGUUGCACGGGUCUGCUUACUCUUACUUUCUCACCGAUGACGAUGGAGUAGUGCAGGAUGGGAUGGGACGUACGUCUGGGAAGGGCUUGCGGAUGAUCAUGGUGCAUGCAAUAACCAAGGGGGGGGCGUUGGCAGCAGUGGAUGAAAACAACUUCCCAAUCCCUGAAGGUUGGUUCAAGCCCAAGGACAAGGGCAAGGGCAGGCAGGGGGCGGGGUCGAUGGGUACGGAAGAGACCGCAGAGAUGCUGUGGCAGGCUAAACGUGCCACGGGGGAUUACCACGAUGCAAUGACAGACAAGAUGUUCAUGGAAUGGCUUGAACGGCGCCUGGCACCGGCCUUUAAGGCCAAGUAUGGCAACAAGAAGAUGAUUCUUGUUCUCGAUAACGCAUCGUACCACCACGGGUAUGACGCAGAGGUGGGGGUUCCUGAAAGCAACAGUAAGGGGUACAACACUGCGCUUUUGCGCAAGUACAAGUGCAGGAAGAUUACCGUGGAGCGAGAGGUGACCAGUAGCGCAGGUGUACGGAGCAAGAAGUAUACCUUCCAGGUACCAGCCACUGGCACGUUUCCCCAGGCGAAUUCGAAGUGCGGUAAGGGUGUUAGCGGCCCCGAGGUAGCGCUGGCAACGCGAGCGUUCUUUCAGCUCAAGCAUCCCACGAAGCUCAUGGAGAAAGUGGAGACGUUCAUGAACGGGCGUGGUUGGCAGCUGAUUUGGACCCCCCCGUACAUGCCGAGUUUCCAGCCGAUCGAACUGUUUUGGCAGCACGGCAAGCAGUAUGUGAGCUUUAACUUUAAGACGAAACGCACGAUGGCAGAGGUUUGGGCGCAGGUUCGGAAAGGGUGGUACGGAGAUCCCACGUGGGAAGGGCAGAAGGGGGGUUGGAAACCGGCGGACUGUAGCAAGCUCGUUGCACACGCCGUUAAGGAGAUGAACAAGUGGGUUGCGAGUGACCCUGUUCUCAGAGGUCAGAUGGGCGCUCUUGAAGAGAUCCCCGAGUCGUACGAAGAUGAUGCUCCUGGGCACAACGACAUCGUACACGAUGAUGGCGUCGAGGCCCAGGAGCAGCUUGAGUUGUCUGCCGAAUUCAUGGAGUGUAUGGGUGACGAGGAUGCCGACGGUGAUGCAGAGGUGUAG